Bombyx mandarina (wild silkworm) is the source of this 5070-nucleotide messenger RNA. RefSeq names its product FH2 domain-containing protein formin 3 (gene form3). Gene Ontology annotation, molecular function: actin binding. Gene Ontology annotation, biological process: cellular component organization. NCBI's taxonomy places the organism in Eukaryota, Metazoa, Arthropoda, Insecta, Lepidoptera, Bombycidae. The record is from RefSeq and is a predicted model, not a curated record.
GAUUGCCUCAUGAUCACCAAAAAGUGAAAUAACCACGAUGGAGAGUCGCGUUGGUCUCGACUAUAUUGUGGAGCACGCAGAAUACGCAGCAAAACUAGCUGCGGCCUUGUCUUCGCCCGCGGCUCCUGUCAAGAAGCAGGUCUUCGAACUUCUAUCGGCUCUGUGCGUCUACAAUUCUGAUGGCUACGCGCGAGCUGUGGACACCCUCGAACGAUAUAAGGUGCUGAAAAACGAGAGGUACCGGCUCAGCGUGGUGGUGGAGGAACUGAAAAAUGCCACGAGCACAGAAUACAAGACCGCAUUAGUAGCCUUCAUCAACUGCCUCAUCAUCUCUGCUCCACGCCUUCCUGACAGGACCCGGGUCAGGAAUGAGUUUAUAGGACUUGGACUUCUAUCAGUAUUAAAUAAUUUAAGACAUGAAGCAUCAAGCCAGCCUGAUCUAAGCGUGCAGUUGGAUGUGUUCGAAGAGCAGAGGGAGAGCGAUGAGGCCCAGGGACCAGGAGGAAUCAAUCUCAAUUCGCAUCUAGACGUAUUUUAUGCUAUACUUAAGCAGGUUUCGGACACACCGCAAGAAAUACCAUUUUUGAGCAUAUUGCAGCAUUUACUGAAGAUAGAUCCUAAGGAGGCAGUCAGCGACAUAGUCUGGGACACAGCAGAGACCCUGGUGCACAGAGCGACACUCCUGGAAUCGAGAGAAGACGCUGCUAAAUUACUUAGGGCUCCAAGUGUUCAGGCAAAAGUUGGGUGCACAUGUCAACACAGAGAUUCUUCGAGUGGCGCUCGGAAGCAGAGCCUUCAGAGAGCUCUGUCUCCACCACCGCCACCACCAGCACCGGCACCACCUCCUCCAUGUAUUCCACCACCACCUGCACCGAUGCUACCACCGCCUCCGCCGUGUGGACCGCCACCUCCCCCAGUCCCACCUCCCCUAUCGGCUCCAUCCGCUCCUAUUCCACCAGCUCCAGUAAUGGACCUAAAGCUGCCCCAACAAGAAACCCCUCUGCCUAAAACCAAAAUGAAAACUAUUAAUUGGAAUAAAAUACCUAACAGUAAGGUGGUGGGACAGAACAACAUCUGGUCAAUAGUAGCGACAAGUCACAAACACUCACCGAAAACAGAGUUGGACUGGAACGAAAUAGAAGAUCUAUUUUGUCAACAGAUUCAACCGACCGGCUCGGCGGGGUCGUCGCCUCGCUUGGGCCGUAGCCCCAUCUGCGACGCGUCCGGAGAAAAGAAACCGAGGAAAGAGUCCUCCGAGAUCACGCUCCUCGACGGCAAGAGGAGCCUUAACGUCAACAUAUUCUUAAAGCAGUUCCGAAGUUCCAAUGAAGAUAUUAUACAGUUAAUUAGAGAAGGUUCUCAUGACGAUAUCGGCACGGAAAAGCUUCGUGGACUUUUGAAGAUACUACCCGAAAUAGACGAGUGCGAGAUGCUUAAAGCGUUCUCCGGUGACGUCACAAAGCUCGGGAACGCGGAGAAGUUUCUGCUACAACUGAUACAAGUACCCAAUUACAAGUUACGUAUAGAAUGCAUGCUGCUGAAAGAGGAAUGGCCGUCCACUACUGGUUACUUGGAGAGCGCCAUCAACGCAAUCCUGGUUGCCGGAGAUGACCUCAUGUCUUCAAGAGCACUACAGGAGGUGCUGUAUAUAGCUUUAAUAGCUGGUAAUUUCCUCAACGCUGGUGGCUAUGCGGGCGGCGCGGCCGGUGUUAAGCUGUCCUCACUUCAGAAGCUACAGGACAUCAGGGCGAACAAGCCUGGAAUCACUCUCAUGCAUUAUGUGGCGCUGCAAGCAGAGCGCAAGAAUAAAGAACUGACACAUUUCGCGGAUGACACGCGGGUUUUGGAAGAAGCCGCUAAGGCAUCAGUCGAACAACUCCACAACGAGAUCAAGACCCUAGAGACCAGGAUCGGGGUGCUGAAGAAGGAUAUUUUGUUGCCAACCACCCAGCCUGAUAUUAGUCGGCAGAUGGGAGAGUUUCUAAAGGUCGCUGAACAAGAAAUAUCAGUACUGAAUAAAGAUAUGGAGGAAGUGGAAACCCUCCGGAAGCAGCUGGCGGAGUUCUUCUGCGAAGACUCCGUGUCCUUCAAACUUGAGGAAUGCUUUAAGAUAUUCGUGACGUUCUGCACGCGGUUCCGCGCGGCGGCUGCGGACAACGUGCGGCGCCGCGCUCACGACGAGCAGGCGGCCGCCCGGCGCCGCGCCCGCGACCUCAGCCUCGCCACGCACAAACUUAAGACCAGUAGCAGCGUCUGCUCAACUCCAGUAUCCGAUUGCGAGUCACUUAUGGAGUCCUUAUUGUUGGACAUUAGGAACGGUCUAGGCAGGCGGUCUUUACGGAAACCAAGAGACCCCUCUCCUUCACCUGACGUGACACCGACGGGCAGCCUCCGCCGCCGCAGCCGCGCCAGCCCUGGUGAUGAUGAAGAGGGUCUGUUGGAGUUCUUGAAGCACUCCGCGCCCGAGCGUGCCUUGUGGGGCAGCCUGGACCGGUCGUGGUCCCGGCGUGGUGCGGUCCGUGGGCGCCUGGAGCUCCCCGCCGAGCGCGAGCGGGAGCCCCCCGCGGUCCCCCCUACGUCUGCCCCCGCCGCGCCCCCCGCGCCCGAACCCCUCACCAAGCCGAAGGAAUGGAGACAGAAGAUAGAGUCGUGGUUGAGAGCGAACAGUCAAGAGGAGAAGAAAGAUGCGGAUCUACGUGAGCGAGCGAGACGGCUGCAGGCUAACAGACGGUCCUUGGAAAACGACUCCGAGAGCGGCACCCUGGAGGCUCUACCGGAGGGGGCGCGGGCCGACCUGCGCCGCGCGCUGCGCACCGACGUCGUCAGCGCCAUCGAGGCCGUCGAAGAUGUUCAGCCUCAAACGAAGGACACGCGGAUACCGUGGAGGAAAAUAGAAGAGAACGAAGAAGUUCGAAGACUGAGACGACAGAGGUCUAGACAGCAGAUAGAGUCGCCGCAACCUCUGGUCUCCAUCACCGAGGAAGAGAAACGAAAGCUACCCGACAUCACUAUCACCACAGUGAAAGAUGCAAAACCAGAAAUAGCAGAAAAGAAUGAUAAAAUUGAAAUAGAUUCAGACAAUAUAGAAACUCCACCAGUUCAAAGAAAAUUCUUCAACCCACCUCCAGAGAAAGAGCCAUGCCGGAAGUUCCAGACGUCACUACCAACGAAAAACCUCAACGAGAAAGCCACAGCAGAGAUGAGAGACCUUUGCCAAGAAAUCUUGGGAGACGGACAGUUCGAUAGAUUUUCGGCAGCAAGAAGAACGAGGAGAUACAAGAGGAAUCCUGACUCCAGUUCUCCUGAGGACGAGAAAAAGCCUGAGCCCUCCGAAUUAGUCGCCGAAACUCAACUCAUGCGGCCAUCCAAACUUGAGGUGCAAACCUCCUAUCCCGUGGAAGCAUCUCCCAUGCCAAAACCAGUAGAAAUGGUAAAAGAUGAGAAGGAGAGCAGACUGAAACGCUGGCAAGACAAACUCAAAAGUCACAGUACGGAGAAAACUGCUACCAAAGAAACCAAACCGUAUUCGAGGAUGAGGCGGCAGACUUCAAUAAACCAGGAGGAUGUCCAGAAAGCGAUAAGAGAACUCAAGUCUCCAACAGAAAGUCCGACGGGCGUAUGGUCUAGGAACGCGUACAGAAAAACUGUGGGUUCCAGAGUAGAGAAAGCGAAUGAAAGGACCACAUCUCCCAAAAUACCAAAAGUCAAAAGCGAACACGAAUUAAAUGAUGAAGGUUUUGAAGAAACUCAAAGCCUGAACUCGGAGAGCGCGUCUCAGGGAGCCUCAUCAGGAUGCAACGUAGAGUGUGACUCUCCCGUCCCCAAGAUCACGAAACUUCCUGUGAUCCCAAAGAAAGUGCCCACCAAAGACAUGAAAGUCCCUCCAAGAACUCCCAUCGAUCCGAAGCGCGCAGUACCUAAACGAACCAGCUCAUUGAGGGUUGAAAGGUCCACUUCCAGAACAUCAUUGAGGAGUUCCAGAAGUUCCUUGAACAGUUCUGUAUCAGUGGCUACCGUGAAGAAGGCUCCAGCGCCAGUCAAGCCAGCUCCUAAGCCAAUACCGAAGCCGAUACCAAGAAUGCCGGCUUCCCGUUCUUCUUCCAGCGGCAGUUCCGUAGGCGCUGCUAGACCUCCUCUGAAAACUGCAGCUAAGACAUCAGGGUUCAUGAGACCGACCCAAGCCUCAAAAGGAAGAGGGAGUCUGACGCCGCAACAGGUUAUUAGAGCCAGUGUCAAAUAAACAACACGACUGGAGAUUUGGGGUAACAUGUUUCAAGUCGAUCGAACGAACAAUCAAAAGGCAAAAAUACAUCUGAUAUGCCACAGGAGUCUAUAUAUUAAAAAGGAAUAUAUACAUGAUUAUUUUAAAAAAAAAGACAAAAAUAUAGUCAUGUGAUUAUCGCAUGACGCCAAUAUAUAAUUCUAAAGCGAAUGGAGAUAAAUAUAUAAAUACAUUUCCAUUGAUAAAGCUGGUGCUUAACAAACAUCUGUACUCACAAAUAUAAUUUACAAGGUGCAUAUAAAGAUCGAGUGGAUCUUUUAUACGAAGAAGAUUUGAAUUUUAGAAUAAUCGACUAAUAAUUUUAUUGAAAGGUUGCCAACUUCGUAUCAUUCCAAUUUUUAAGGUAAAUAAUUACAUUAGAUUCGACACGCGGCAACACUAACUCAUUUCAUCAUUGUCACUAACUCAUUUCAUCCUACUUUUGUUUAAGGCCGUCGGCUACUCGACCUUUUAGCCUGUGUUCAUUUAAUAAAACCUAUAAAAUUCAGCCAUUUUCUGAAUUUUUUUAAACACUUAACGGUCAAUAAUUCGCCAUUAUGAUUCGAAAACUGCGAUCGAGAGCUGAAGAAACGUUCAAAUUCCCGCCAAAGAUCUUUCUUUAAUGACAGUACAAAAACAGCGUUGUAAAACUCGAGGCAGUUCAAUAUAGAAAAAAAGUUCAAUGUAGUGUACGCGGUAUUAACUAUAGUUAUUAAUACGUGAAGCAAAAACUUUGUAUCCCUUUUUACGAAAAUUGCGCGGACGGAGGAAUAGGAAAUUUUCCACACUUAUAGAGAAUAUAGAGAAGA